CUUUCUUCCUCUCUUGCUCUGACCCUGCAGCCUUGGUUUUUUGUCUCUUUUAAACUUCCACACUCUGGCCCGAUGGUUAUGAUCCUCUACUUGCAGCAGACUUGGGAAAAGGAAGGUGUCUGACAAGUAACACAGGAAGACUCUCCUUUUCCCUUCACAGACGUAUUGAGCGAUGUAUUGAGUCUCAAGUGAGAUGGCAGGCGCUGGGGAGCGCAAGGGAAAGAAGGAUGACAACGGUAUAGGCACAGCCAUCGAUUUCGUGCUAUCCAAUGCCCGGCUUGUGCUGGGUGUGGGUGGAGCUGCCAUGCUGGGCAUUGCCACACUGGCUGUCAAACGGAUGUAUGACCGUGCAGUCAGUGCUCCUAGCAGCCCCACUCGCUUGAGCCAAUCAGGAAAAAGAAGCUGGGAAGAGCCAAAUUGGCUGGGGUCCUCCUCACGGUUGUUGAGCCAGGACAUGAAGACUAAUCUGAGCCGGUCCCUACAGACACUUCCCACCGAUGUUUCAGCUUCUGAUGCAGACUCAUUUCGACCCCCAAAGCACAAGCCAUCUGUUAAGAGGAGCCAGGUAGAGCUGAAGAAGUCACGCCUUCGUCUGUCACUGCAAGAAAAACUCUUUGCCUACUACCGGAGGAGGGUGGCAAUCCCAGUAGAAGAACAGGCCCGGGCCAAACAGGCUGCUGUGGAUAUCUGUGCUGAGCUGCGUAGCUUCCUCCGUGCCAAGCUGCCUGACAUGCCUCUGCGUGACAUGUACCUCAGUGGCAGCCUGUACGAUGAUCUGCAGGUAGUGACUGCUGAUCACAUCCAGCUCAUUGUGCCCCUGGUGUUGGAGCAGAACCUGUGGUCAUGCAUUCCAGGUGAGGACACCAUCAUGAACAUACCUGGUUUCUGCCUUGUCCGUCGGGAAAACCCAGAGUAUUUCCCCCGGGGGAGCAGCUACUGGGACCGAUGUGUGAUAGGGGGCUACCUCUCCCCCAAGGCUGUGGCAGACACCUUUGAGAAAGUAGUAGCAGGCUCCAUCAACUGGCCAGCUAUUGGGGCACUUCUGGAUUAUGUGAUCCGUCCAGCAGCACCUCCAGAGGCUCUCACCCUGGAGGUCCAAUAUGAGCCGGAACAGCAACUUCUUAUUGAUUUCCUACCAUCUGUGACAUUGGUUGACACUGUCUUGGUGGCCAAACCCCACCGAUUGGCCCAGUAUGACAAUCUAUGGCGACUGAGCCUGCGGCCAGCAGAGACUGCACGCCUGCGGGCCUUGGACCAAUGCGAUUCUGGCUGCCGUUGCAUGUGCCUCAAGAUCCUCAAAGCUGUGUGCAAGUCAAACCCAGCUCUGGGUCACCUUACUGCCAGCCAGCUCACCAAUGUCAUCCUGCAUCUGGCCCAAGAGGAGCCUGAUUGGUCCCAAAAUGUGCUAGCUGACCGCUUCCUGCAGGCACUGAAGGGUCUGAUUGGCUAUUUGGAAGCAGGUGUCUUACCCAGUGCUCUGAAUUCCAAGGUGAACUUGUUUUCAGAGCUCACCCCUGAAGAAGUGGAUGAAUUGGGCUACACCCUCUAUAGCUCCCUUUCAGAACCAGAAAUCUUACUGCAGACAUAAUGGGACCUUACAGAGGAGAAUGGCAGUGUUUAUCUAAGAUGGACUUUGAAUCCUACUAAAUAUGUCCCCUUCACCACUCUCCCUCUUUCUCCCUAUCCCUCCAUCUCUCUUUUUAAGGUCAUCAUCAUUUCCUACUGUUGAGUUUGGUGCUCCCACUGGAUUUCUUGGUGCUACUGGUUUAGUUCCACCAUUCUCUGUCCCAGCUGUUACUUUCUGACUGGGGAAAAGGGGGUGGAACUGCAGCUCAGAGACUGUUGCUUAAAAACCUGCAGGUAUUGAAAUUGCAUAUUGGAAUCCUAUGCUCUCUUCUCCCUGUACUGUCUGCCAUGCUGCAGUGAACCCCUUUGCUCUUGCUUUAGAAUUGGCAGAAUUGGAGCAGUGAAUCCAGUGGCAGUUCUAGCAAACUGACUUUUGAUGUUCUGUAUUUCUCCAUUUUUCCUGCUGAUUUGCCUUGCAUUGUUUAAUUAUCUUUUCCCUUGCACAUGAUAUCACCUGCCUCUUCUUCCUCUGUCUCUCUCUGGCCUAGAAUUGCAUGGAGCAGCCUGAAUGGGAUGUUUUUAAUAUGACUAUUUAUGGCCGUGACGGCAUUUUGGAAUGUACAUUGUCUGACGAUUGUAAAGACAGUAUUGCGG
Gavialis gangeticus (Gharial) is the source of this 2220-nucleotide messenger RNA. RefSeq names its product mitochondrial elongation factor 1 (gene MIEF1). Gene Ontology annotation, cellular component: mitochondrial outer membrane. The record is from RefSeq and is a predicted model, not a curated record. Gene Ontology annotation, biological process: positive regulation of mitochondrial fission; mitochondrion organization. Lineage: Eukaryota; Metazoa; Chordata; Crocodylia; Gavialidae. The transcript has 5 exons. The coding region runs from base 194 to 1588 and encodes 464 amino acids.